This is a messenger RNA of Loa loa (African eye worm), 744 nucleotides long. RefSeq lists its product as hypothetical. Gene Ontology annotation, molecular function: oxidoreductase activity. NCBI's taxonomy places the organism in Eukaryota, Metazoa, Nematoda, Chromadorea, Rhabditida, Onchocercidae. The transcript has 7 exons. Gene Ontology annotation, cellular component: mitochondrion. Gene Ontology annotation, biological process: ubiquinone biosynthetic process. The coding region runs from base 1 to 744 and encodes 247 amino acids. The record is from RefSeq and is a predicted model, not a curated record.
AUGAUAUCGAGAAUUUAUUCAUUAACGAGAUGUUCUUCGACACUAACAACAACAAUCAAUUCCUUCUAUGAUAUUAUCAUAAUUGGUGGUGGAAUGGUUGGUAAUGCGAUGGCUUGCUCUCUUGGAUUGAAUAAACGUUUCAAAUCGAAAAAGAUACUUGUGCUGGAUUCAGCAGAAAUUAAAGCACCGAUAAAAAAUUCACCAUAUGGAAAUCGAGUUACAGCAGUAUCACCUCCGUCUGUAUUACUUUUCCAAAAAUUGGGAAUUUGGAAUGAUCUUGUGGAUUUGAGAGUGAAGCGAGUUGAUAGACUUCAGGUUCUGGACAGUUGUUCACAUUCAUCAAUACGAUUUGCCCAGCCAGAUCCAACCAACGAAGUCGCUUAUAUGAUCGAAAACCAUGCAAUCAUCGGAUUUCUUUCAAAUCGUAUCAAAUCAAACUGCCCAAAUGUCACAGUUAGGACGAAAGCAAAAGUAGUUGACUGUAGAACUCCAUCUAGUUUGGAUGAAUUUGCUACAGUUAUACUGAAUGAUGGAACUAAAUUGCAAACAUCUCUUAUUAUUGGUGCCGAUGGUGCUAGAAGUGUGGUGAGAGAUAUGCUCAACUUCAAAUACACUUCAUGGGGAUAUGGACAGUCAGCAGUGGUUGCAAACCUUCAGGUGCAAGCUGAUCUUUCUCUCCCUUUUAUUAUCCAUACUGUUUCGGACAUAUUAUGCAUAGGGUUAACUCGUGAUGUUGAAGCAUAA